CCGAACCGGAAGUGAUGUCACUAAUUCUCUGUUCCACGCUUUCAGUGGUAAUCAAAACAAAACUUUAACACAAUUAAGCCAAGAUUAGAGUUUAUAUAUAAAUAUCAGGUUUUAUGGUGAUGAUGAUGAACAAUUGUAUAGUUCCUUUCUAAAUAUACAACAAAUGCUUUAAAAAUGCAUAAAGCCAACCACAAAAUGAAGGAGGUCGAAAAUAAGCGACAAAAAGUUUGAUGCAACAACAACAACAACAACCAUCAUCAAGGUUGAUUAAAGUGUUGGAUUGAUUAGAUCCGGAUCGAUACUAAAUGGCUGAAGAUCAAACAUCUGGAAUGACGACGACUUCGACUUGUAUAACAACAACAACCACAUCAACAUCAUCGAUGUCCUUAUCGAGUGGCAAGAGUUCGAUCAGCUCAGAGACUCCUCCAGUUGCUGCUGUGGCCGUGACCACAAUUAAGCCAUCAUCGGAUGAAAAUAAAACGAAACUACUACAGUUGUUCAUCUCAAAGCAAAAAGGACAGAAUGCUUUCUGUUGUGUACCACUGUGUAAGAAUUCUUCAAAGAAAAAUCCCAAUUUGCAUUUCCACACUUUUCCAAAAGAAGACAAGAUAAUUACUUCUGGUGCUCGAUGUGGAGAAAAUCUUCGGAAAGUUUGGCUUUGUCAAAUCCACCGCAAAAAAUUCAAAAUUACAAAAGAUACUCUUGUGUGUAGCGAACAUUUCAACAACGAAGAUUACAAACCAAGAACCAGAAGGAACAAGCUUUAUGGACAACCUGGUCAUUCUUUGCGGCUUUAUGAUAAUGCUUAUCCAACAUUAUUUAGCUGGAACAACUGGGGUAGAAGAUCCUCUGGAACAGAGGAAUGUCAAAUGGAGACAAAUAAUAAUUGUAACUUUGAACAUACAGAGGUACCGGUCAUUGAUAUGAUGCACAAUUAUAGCCUUCCAAGUGGAAUAGACGAUGCUGGUACGAUAAUUCAGGAUUUAAGGAGACAACUUGAUCAAGCAAAAAUUGACAGUUUUCGAUUUUCUUUAGAACGGUACAGUGCCGAUGAUGCUUUAGUUGAACAUUACACUGGCUUUGAUUCUUAUGGAAUUUUAACCAAAUUCUUUCAUACUCUUGAAGAGUGGGAACAUGCUUCAAUUAUGCGGUCCAAGAUUCGUGUGAGUAGUAGAACUACUGAGGGGUUGCAGCCGGUUGGCUGUGAGAAGGGGCUUCAACUGAUUGACCAAUUAGUUUUGUAUCAAAUGUAUAUAUAUCGAGGACUGUCUGUGAUGGAUUUAGCAGCAAGAUUUCUGGUGCCGGUUGAUACUGUUUGGGAUAUAAUUAUUACCUGGGCAGAUAUUUUGUUCUUUUUCCUUGGCGUAAUGACAGUUUGGCCCUCGAAAGAAGAAGUGAGAGAAAGUCUGUUGCCGAUCAGCCUGAAUGAUUCCAAACUGAGUGACACUCGAGUUUGUCUUGAAUGUGUGGAAUUAAGAUCAGAAACAUCUGCGUCCCAUGUUUUGAAAAGUCUGUCAUAUAAAGAAUAUAAAUCAACUUAUACUCACAAAGGUCUCAUAGCCAUCGUCCCAAAUGGUACCGUGAUAUUUGUAUCUCCUCUCAUGUCUCAUUGUCUGUCUGACCAAGAUUUAACAAUGAAAUCUGGAGUUUUAGAUCUCUGUGAAAAAGGUGACGCUAUAGUUGUGGACAGUGAUUUUAAGAUAAAUAAACUGUGUUCCGAGCGUGGAAUCAAAGUGUACCAUUCCGAUUAUAAACUGUGGGAAACAUCAGAAACAACAGAAGAUAUGACAGUCUUCUGGUCACCCAUCAAAAAUGUCAUGAGAAAAAUCCUUGAAAAUCAACUUUUUCUCUGUGUUCCAUCGAAUAUCAAAGAAACGGUCUCACAAAUGUGGGCUGUUGCUUGUCUACUUUGCAAUUUCCAGAUACAACAACCGAAAACAACGUAACAACUGCUAAUUAAACUGUUAAUUACAUAUGGAA
Molecule: messenger RNA, 1980 nt
Organism: Octopus bimaculoides (California two-spot octopus)
Lineage: Eukaryota; Metazoa; Mollusca; Cephalopoda; Octopoda; Octopodidae
Source: RefSeq, a predicted model, not a curated record